AUGCACUUCGCAAAUGUUUUAUUUAUGCUGACAGAUAUUUGUGGGCCCGUCGUGGUGUUAUCCGCCGGGGGUGGCGGUAGCGGAGAAGUGGGCGGGGGUGGGGCUGGUUGCCGACGACGUGAUCUUGAAACUCGUGGGAGUGGCGGUCGGGGUGCCUUUUGUCUUUCCACCAUCAGCUCUUCUGUUGCGGGGAGCGCGGGGGGCUGCGGCCCCGUGGUGGGGCUCCCCUCCUACAAAAAGCGACAAGGUAGCGGCGCCGCAUGGGGUCGAGGUGGCCGUGGACGUGGCAGAGGUCGCGGGGGCGGCGGCGCGAUCCUCCAGGGGUCCGGCGUCGCCCCCGCGAAUUACCCCCCAGGACUACAGGGCGUCGGACUGGAAGUCGUAAGCAUUCUCGGGCAGAGGAACCAAAUUGGGACGCUCAGUGGGGUGGGUCCACCACCAGGUGCCUCUGAGUCCGAUGAAACCGGCGACGAGGAGGAGGUAAACUUACCAAAGAGGCCACCCAGGCCUCUCUACAGAAGGCUAAUCAACUACGUUCGCCAAGCUUGGACUGGUGUCAAAUUUGCUUUAGCUGACAUGAUGUGUGAUAUAGAUUCUGAAUAUGAGGAGGAGCAAAUACCCAGGUACAGGCCGGACUCAUUGGCGAGUCUUUGCAGGGCAACUCGAUUUACAGAAGCUGAGCUGAAGAGGAUAUACCGAGGCUUCAAAGCCGAAUGUCCCACGGGAGUCGUUCGAGAAGAAACCUUCAAGUGCAUCUACUCCAAGUUUUUCCCUCAAGGAGCGAACACGAGUCAGUACGCACACUAUGUUUUUAACACACUGGAUCAAGACCAUAGUGGACUUCUAAGCUUCGAGGAUUUCGUUACGGGUCUGAGCAUACUAUCCCGAGGAUCGAUGGACGAAAAAUUGAGGUGGACGUUUUCUCUAUAUGACAUCAAUGGCGAUGGAUGUAUCACGAGGGAAGAAAUGACGGAUAUUGUUACUGCAGUUUACGAGCUGAUGGGAAAAUUCGCUGAUCAGAAUCUAAACCAUGACAACGUUCGUGAAAAAGUAGAUAGAAUGUUUCUGAAAAUGGACGGUAACAAGGAUGGUGUGGUAACGCUUUCCGAAUUCCUGGAAGCUUGUCGUGCUGAUCCUGAUAUUUCCACCAACAUAGCAGCCUUCGACACGGCCUUCUGACAGUCGAUGCGACCUCACUACACGCCCUGGACCUGAAAAUGUUCUUGCAAGCAGAUUUGUUUCAGCAUUCUCAUUUUUCUUCCUGAACUUGAAGAAAAAGCGUGCACCAAAAUGUUCUCGUGUGACGAUUCACGUCGUCUUGGAGAACCAAGAGCAAAUAGUCGUGCAAAUGGCAAGAAAAGAGAAAAGGAGAAAAAAGGCAAACGUGCAGACACAAAAAUCGUAAAAGCUCAACUGUCGACACCUGCGCCAAUUCCCGUAGGAGAAUGUUCCGAGUUCGAAAAAGUCUCUCUAAAGUAAAAAGCCAUUCAGCGGAAUCAAUUUUUGAUGGUAAAAGAUAUAUAGAUUUUGGACAAGCCUUUUCAGCGUAAAAGCUAUUCUUUUAAAAACAUAAAACAAAGUUGUUUAGCAGAAAAAUAUAUUAAAAAUAUAUUGAUGUGAAUUUGCAAAGAAAUGAACUUUAUCUAUAAUUGUGCCAAACGAUUGCAUUUUGAUGAAAUUAACAAAAGGAUCUGCUCGUUUUUUUAGACAGAAAGUGGUAAAGUGGAUUCGCAAAAACUGAAUAUUCUAAUUGCACGCUGAUGCAGAUAUUUUAUUAAUAGUCAUGAUACACGAAUAUUCAUUUCGUGAUAUUUACUGACAAUGAAAUUCAACCACGGACUUUGCGAUUCACUUUUGUGAUUAACUGGUGUUAAUAUGGCAGAUUCGUGAGAUGCCGAUGUAGAAAUAAAAUUUCGAAAAGUAACUUAUACAGUGCUCAGUAAACUAUUAUUUAAAAAAUUGUAUAACAUUUUGUUUUCAAAAGUUAAGACGCUCCUGUUUUUCCUUCAAGCCCGGUGCUAGUACUACUUAGCUAAAAGAAAAAUGUAUACUUGUCGAUUAAGUUUCUCGUCUGUAAUUUUAUUGUUUCGAGUUUUGUAUUUUGUAUAGACAGAGAAGAGUAUAUAAAUAGCUAUUCUCAGACGUAAGUGAGAACGCAUGCGCAUAUUUGAAUGAUUCGUCUAGAAAAUUAUUAAUUUAAAUUAUCGUUAUUAGCUUCGAAGUCGACGGAGAGCCUGCGAAACGUUGUAUUUAGUGUAUAAGGGGUGCAAAUGUGAACGAUGAAAAGUAUAUUUAUUUUUGUGACAGGGCACAUUGAGCUUAGUCUUAAAAGCGGGGCGAUCCACGACUCGUGGUUUGUCCUUAAAAAGGCGCUGCUAAGAAAAGAAACAAAUCAAAGUUAUUCUAUAUACAAAAAUAGAUCAAAGUUUAUUCCAGUUUUGGCAAAAACAAAUUAUUGAUGCAAGGCGUAUGAUUAAAAAAAAAAACUUGUCACCACUGACUCCUGUUUAUUACUGUACAUAAAAAAUACCUGGACGCAAUCGCAUAUAACUAUUAAACAGAAUCUUUUUAUAUCUUUCAAAAACUUUUUGAAGUGUUCAAAAAAAUAUAAUAAUAAAAACAAUUGGAUAAUUGUGAAGUA
Molecule: messenger RNA, 2641 nt
Organism: Belonocnema kinseyi
Lineage: Eukaryota; Metazoa; Arthropoda; Insecta; Hymenoptera; Cynipidae
Product: calsenilin
Exons: 8
Coding region: 1-1179 (392 amino acids)
Molecular function (GO): calcium ion binding
Source: RefSeq, a predicted model, not a curated record